AUGGAUAAUGUGCGCAGGUUCCUAGUCGCAAGAAUUGGUUUUAAACUGAAAAUAGCAGUCGAAAAUUUCUGUGUGAAGCUUCACAUCGACACAUCUAGUCGUCUUGAAAUUGUGGCAGGCUCCGUUUCCGGGUCCACUGACUGUCGACGAUGUCCCGCCGCAUUGCCCGCUUGGUUCGACGUCCGGGUAGAUGACGAGUUCCCAGUCCUCGUCGGCACGGCGAAGGACGUUAGUCGCCGGAGAUGCAGGAACGGCAGAGGUGAGGGCAAUACUUGGGAGGAGGAAAACAAUAAGAGUGGUGAGAAGAGUAAUAGGCCGGUUGUGGUCCUCCUUUGGGAGAGAUAUCGGGAAUGGUAUGAUGUAGAAGCUACCCGAUCAAAUUCGAAGUCUAGUUUGGGACAGUUCAUCCGCUUUGUCCGGCGCAUUCCUCCCUACAUCUGGGUUAUUAACCAGACUGACGAGGAAAUAACCGUCGUUGUAAAAAAGUAUGCUCCUACUCGCCGAGUUGUUGGAACCCAAGUCAAUGUUUCUCUGAUAGGUGGUGGGAUAAGCUUGGACUUUGAGUCCUCAAAGAUCGAAGGUACUGAGAAAAAACUCGCCCUCAAGCGCGGGACCCGGACAAAUCUCUGGCUAUUUUCCCUCUCUGGACAAGAGCAGAUGGCUUUGGCAUCAUCAGUAUCUUUAAAGGCACUGAUAGAAACCCGGUCAUUCAGAAUGGUCGAGUCCGGAUGGGUGCUAGGGUGUACUUUCGUGGUGGUCCAAACCUGGUUUCGGGUGAUUGAUGGGCGCAGAACGUGUUGUAAGCGAUGA
Aspergillus alliaceus is the source of this 810-nucleotide messenger RNA. RefSeq lists its product as uncharacterized. Lineage: Eukaryota; Fungi; Ascomycota; Eurotiomycetes; Eurotiales; Aspergillaceae. The transcript is spliced from 3 exons. The record is from RefSeq and is a predicted model, not a curated record. The coding region runs from base 1 to 810 and encodes 269 amino acids.